CGCACGUGAACGCGCCCCCCUCCGCUGUCAUCAGUACAAACAUCAGCGACUUCCCGGGGUGCGCGCAGAGGAGCGAGAGCAGGAGGAGGACGGAGGAGAGAGCGAGCGAGAGAGAAAUAUCAAGAGAGAAAAGGAGAGAGAGGGAGGGGGGAGGCGGCGGGGGGAAGAAGGUGGGGGGGGGAUAGACGUUGAGGAUAAAGGCUGUCCGGCGAGAAACAUGAUGAUGAUGAUGAUGAUGAUGAUGAUGGAGUCGAGGCGGUGGAGAAUUGUGGAUUUCCAAGAAAGGACUGCUCGAAUUUGACAGAGGUGGUGUGUGGGGGGGCUUCUUCGAGAUUACGCCUGUUCUCGGUCUCCUGCAUGCGAGACCCUUUAUCUCCCUCCUCUAUCUUUUAUUUUCCCUCCUUCGACUUCAUUUGCACAUCUUACGUCGCCAUCUAGGCGAGACAGAGUGGUGGAGUACCCCCACGGAUGCACGGGAAGGUAAAUAAAAAAAAAAAAAACGACGAAAUAGGACAGCAUUUCCAUCCACCCCUCCUUGGACGCUCGUUGGACACCAUGAAAACAUCUACCGGGGCUGAUGGAGCACGGAAAGCCGCUUUAAAUUACAACAUCGAGCCGAAGACUGUGAAAUAAAGACCCCCCCCCCUUUUUUUUUAAAUGGAUUUUUGUUUUUAAUCAUUCAUGGCGUGGCCCAAAGGAAAACGAGCAAUGUUAAAUCACUUGUCGUGGUGAAUUAUUGAUUGGUGGGCUACUAUAGGUAGGCGAUGAUUUUUUUGUAUUUUUUCCACCUAGCAUUUUAUUGGAUCAAUAGCCACAUCCAGCUUGGCCAUUAAGUGGAUGGUGAAAAGUGUCUUUUUUUUUUACGUGGGUUUGAUUUCCUUUUUUGGGGGAAAAGGUGGACAGGGGCAGAGGACGGGGGGCGUAAAGAAAGAGGGAGAUUUCUAAUUAUUUUUUUUUUUAAAGAAGAGAAGCAAACAUGUUGCCUUCCCAAGAAGCCUCCAAGAUCUAUCACGGCAAUUACAACUACAACUACAACCCGCGGGCCGUCGGCGUGCUGUGGGCCAUCUUCACCAUCUGCUUCGCCAUCGUCAACGUGGUGGUCUUCAUCCAGCCCUACUGGAUCGGCGACAGCGUCAACACGCAGCAGGCCGGCUACUUCGGCCUCUUCCACUACUGCGUGGGCACCGGGCCGUCUCCCAGCCGGGAGCUCACCUGCGUGGGUAGCUUCUCCGACUUCAGCUCCAUCCCGUCGGGAGCCUUCAAGGCGGCCUCGGUGUUCGUGUUGCUCUCCAUGGUGCUCAUCAUCGGCUGCAUCGCCUGCAUGGCACUCUUCUUCUUCUGCAACACCUCCACCGUGUACAAGACCUGCGCUUGGAUGCAGCUGCUGUGCGGAGUAUGUCUGGUCCUGGGCUGCAUGAUCUUUCCUGAUGGAUGGGAUGCCGAGGUCAUCCGGGACAUGUGUGGAGAGCAUACGGGGAAGUACUCCUUGGGUGACUGCUCGGUACGCUGGGCCUACAUGUUGGCCAUCAUUGGCAUCCUCAACGCCCUGGUCCUCUCCUUAAUGGCCUUUGUCCUGGGCAACCGGCAAAAUGAUUUCUACCUGGACGACCUGCAGACUGACAACAAAGAUUUUGCCGUGUCCAGGAUUGAGGUUCGGGAUAGACGAGAGCCGAGGUACGGGGUGCAACGUCUCCACUGAGGACGACGUCACACUGGACAUCUUCUCUUCUUCUGAUAUUCCUCUAUGUUUCUCUUCCUCUUCCUCUUCUUCUUCUUCUCUAUUUCUCUUCUUCUUUCCAACGAUCAGGAUAUCACCCAAUGUCAAUACAGACACCACGUGGACAGGAUUAUGUCCGAUAAAACAACAACAACAACAAAAAAUCCUCAACAAACAAAUUCAUUGGGAUGAACUAUAUUUUGGAAAAAAAGGAAAAAAAAUGUGAACGUCUGUACAGUGGAUUGAACACUUGACUUUCUCUACAAAUCCUUUUCAAGUCUUCAUUUUUGUGAGAAACUCUCAAUAUGAGCAACCUCUUAUCUGUCAUUGAUUUCUUUUGACACCACUGUUUCGCAACUUUAUCGCUGUGUGUGUUUUUGUACACAUCCUCAUAAGCGACGAAUGCGAUUCCGUGUACAGCAGUUGCGUUUUAAUCUGCAAUAUGGCCGCCGCACGUGAUGAAACAUCAAGAGCAGUCGGCUGUGAACGACAUUUCAAGGAGUGGCCCAUAGCAGCUUGACAAACACCUCUGGGAGAUUCUCUGCUGUACAUACCAAACAUUGUAAAUAACAUUCAUAAUUGCUUAUUAUACAUAUAUAUAUGUUUUUUUUCUCUUAUUAUUAUUAUUGUACCAACACACUAAAGAAAAAGUGGACCGACAUCGCUUCGUUCUUCGUAAGGUGCCCAAGUGUGAUUUAUUUAUUUUAAACCACCUCAAUUCUUCAACCAGACUUUGCUAUCCAGAGUACAGUAGAACGUGAAUUUAUGAUUCUAUGUUUUCUUUGAUUUUGAUUAUGUUUAUACCUCCGAUCAGUGGGAGGCCAAAAGCACUCACUGGACAAGCAACGGUGCCUGCAGCAGUUCCAGGUCACAUUGAUCGACGCCAGAAGCUGCGUCAGUCAGCACAAUAAUAAACGUACUGCGCUGGGGUUAAUUAAGGCGGUAGCAAAUUGUAGAUUUUAGGGUACGACUUUUGUGUGAUACGUACCCUCAUUAACGUUUUGAUAAACGGUUCAUAAAGUGGUCAUAGGUCAGAGGUGACAAGUGAGGACACCUUUGUACUAUGCCUCUGCUUGUUGUAAAUGGUCGUCAAAACAAUGUCCAAAUAUUUGACGAAAAGCCUCUAAUUUUGCCAGUCACACCUGGAAGCAUUCGUCAAGAUUCCAGACUAACCACGAGAGGUAGCAGCACUUUAAGAAACAGUGAGCCCACACUUGUUGUGGAAAGUCAUUUAUAACAUUUAAUUUAUGUUUUACAAAUACUGCAACUACUUCAUUGCAGACUUAUGAAUCACUCCCAUUGUACACAUUAAUGGCAGUUUGCAUGAGAGGCAAAAUGUUUGAAAAUAGUUUAGCCCCCCUAAUCAAUAAUAACACAUUUAUGACCUAAUUAUAAAGUCUUUCUAUCAUCGAGCGUUUCUGUUUCUAGAAUCACAGAAGUCGUAUUGACACCUACACUUGGUAGCAUUCACAAAUUCAAAUUAAGCUUCUGAAUUUCAAAAAGGGACUCCUUUAUGCUUUCCUCACUGAAAUUCCUACACCCUAGUUCCUUAUUCAGUCAUUCACCCCCUCCCUCACCUCACUGUACAGAAGGUAAUGUUUACUCACGAGAGAGGGAUUUCAGUCUCAAAGUCACGUUUCAUUUAAAACUGG
Molecule: messenger RNA, 3369 nt
Organism: Hippocampus zosterae (dwarf seahorse)
Lineage: Eukaryota; Metazoa; Chordata; Actinopteri; Syngnathiformes; Syngnathidae
Product: LHFPL tetraspan subfamily member 4 protein-like
Exons: 4
Coding region: 977-1699 (240 amino acids)
Biological process (GO): sensory perception of sound; gamma-aminobutyric acid receptor clustering
Cellular component (GO): plasma membrane; inhibitory synapse; postsynaptic membrane
Molecular function (GO): GABA receptor binding
Source: RefSeq, a predicted model, not a curated record